AUAAAAUCAGUUCUGGACGAGUUGCUACCGUCUAUCACAGGUUGUGACAUCAACUGACCAACAAAUACCUUUAUACCUAGAAGAGACACUGGACUAUGAGCAUCUUCAAGAAGAAAUUAGGUCACAAGAAGAAGGACAAACAUGAAGGACCCACGACAGGAGACGCCAUCCACAAGCUCAGGGACACGGAGGAGCUGCUCAUCAAGAAGCAGGAAUACCUCGAGAGCAAAGUUCAGAAAGAGAUCACCACGGCUAAGCAGAAUGCCACCAAGAACAAGAGAGUGGCGCUGCAGGCCUUGAAGCGCAAGAAGAAGUACGAGCAGCAACUGCAGCAGAUUGACGGGACUCUGAGCACCCUGGAAUUCCAGAGGGAAGCGCUGGAAUCUGCCAGUACCAACACCAGCGUCUUGCAGACGAUGGGAUUGGCCGCCAAAUCGCUCAAAGCUGCUCACCAACAUAUGAACGUAGACAGCGUCCACGACAUGAUGGACGACAUCGCCGAGCAGCAAGACCUGGCGAGAGAGAUAACAGAGGCGAUCAGCGGCGGCAGUCUGGCGUUCGGCAACGACGUCGACGAGGACGACCUCCUGGCGGAGUUGGAGGAGCUGGAGCAGGAGAACCUGGACGAGCAGCUCCUCGACACGGGCGCCCUUCCCUCCGUCCCGACGGCGGCGCUGCCUUCCAGGGCGGAAGCCGGCAGGAACAAGAGGGACAAAGAAAGGGACGACGAUUUCGCCGAACUGGAGGCCUGGGCUUCGUAGGAUUGUCAGACGCCGCUGUUUCCGUCAUCUGAGACUACGCCAAUGCAUGCAAAGGUUGAGCACAACGAGAUACCCCAAUGGAACUUUGUUCUGUGAGAAGCAAUUCCUUGUAACUAUAUAAAAAAAGAAGAUUGCCGUCUACUGUUUUCUAGUAUUACUUUUGUACUUCCUUUGAAACUUGACUGCUAACAAUUUACCGUUGCACGCGCGCGUGUAUUGUGUGCGUGCGUAUGUAUAUCCGUAUCAUUAUAUAACAAUAAUAAAAACUGUACAAUUCAA
This is a messenger RNA of Macrobrachium nipponense, 1040 nucleotides long. RefSeq names its product charged multivesicular body protein 4c-like. The record is from RefSeq and is a predicted model, not a curated record. The transcript is spliced from 6 exons. Lineage: Eukaryota; Metazoa; Arthropoda; Malacostraca; Decapoda; Palaemonidae. Bases 96 to 761 code for a protein of 221 amino acids. Gene Ontology annotation, cellular component: cytoplasmic side of plasma membrane; multivesicular body; ESCRT III complex. Gene Ontology annotation, biological process: vesicle budding from membrane; late endosome to vacuole transport via multivesicular body sorting pathway.